AUGUUCCUUCGCCAACUCCAGGAGGAGCUCACCGGCGCCGUCCUGUGCGAGCCCACGCUCGUCCACACGGACAACCAGCCGGCGCAGCGCGUUGCCGAACACGCCGCCUCGCGCAUGCGGCACAUCCUCGUCAAGUACCACUACAUCCGCGAGUGCGUCGACACCAAGAGGAUUGUGCUGAGCUACCUCGCCACGGAGCACAUGAUCGCAGAUCUCCUCACGAAGAUCCUCCCUCGGCCCAAGACGGCUCAGUUCUGCACGAUGCUGUUCGACCAGCGUCCUCUGCCAGGCUGCCAGCCACGGGCCCGUCCUCAUUCGGGCCGGUCGCCACGUCCUUCGACUCCGCCGGGCAGAGUGUCCGUCCUUGUUAAGGGCGGGAAAGUCAAAGACAGUGACGGCUGGCCACGUGGGGAAAGCGACACCGUGGUGGAAGUGAGGGUGCCUGAUUACACAGGGUGGAUGCACACAACUGAAGAUGAGGACGACAACUCUCCUGCAUGGCAUGAGACGCUUGAGUUCCCCAACACGGACAUCCCAUCAACGUUCUCGGUGGAGCUUCACGCUUUCGAUCUGGAUGGCUUUGCGGGUGUCAACCAUUGGGGCGACACGGAUGAUCUUGGCCGUGACACGGACAGCUUCACGUUCGAUGGAUGCAACUCAGUUUCCCGCGACCACCGCUUUGACCUCGACGGUGACAACAAGUACAUCGACGUCACCAUCAACUACACACCAACCGACCUGUGCCUGAGCAACAACGGUGACUGCGGCCCAGCACGAUCGACCUCGUGCACGUGUGUGCGCGAUGAACAAGUGCAAUGCCAGUGUAUGGAUGGAUUCAAGUCUGACACGGGAAAGGACUGCUUUCCCAUCGACCCCUGCCAAACGUCAACCUUUGGUGGAUGCGACAAGCAGCACGGAGUGUGCACGUAUCUUGGCCCUGGCGAGAGCAAGUGCGCGUGCAAGGGCGGGUACCGGUUUGCGAGCACGAGUGACCAUUCGAACUGCGACCCAAUCAACCCCUGCGAGGAUGUUCCGGGCCGUUGUGGCGAAAACUCCCUCUGCGUGUAUGAUGGUCCAGACAAGUUUCACUGCACGUGUGUUGAGGGUUACGAGUCUGCCAACGCCGAGAAAACGGACUGCCGGCCCAUCAACCCGUGCGAGAAGGAGGGCUACGGCGGCUGUGAUGCAAACACGCAGCUGUGUCGCUUCAUGGGUCCUAACACGAACGAGUGCGAUUGCAAGCCCGGGUUUGACGGAGCGGACGGCGGCAGCUGCGAUGUUGUCAACCCGUGCGAGGACACGCCCACGCUUUGCGGCGACAACUCCACGUGCAUCCACACUGGGCCUGGGAUACGAAACUGCACGUGCCAUGAGGGGCACACGUCCACCACGGGGCGCAACUGCUUCCCCAUCAACCCAUGCGUCACCGACAACGGCGGCUGCGGGUUUGAAAACUCAACCAGGUGCCUGUUUGACGGCCCUGAUUUGGCUUCGUGCGUGUGCCGGUCUGGCUUUGCCGGCGAUCCACCGAACACGCCGUGCGAGCCCGUGGACCCGUGCUCGAUCGACAACGUGUGCGGGGCAAACGCGGAGUGCACCCGCACAGGGCUGCACACGUACAACUGCAGCUGCAUCGCCGGUCACGUGAGCGACAACGGCGGCCGCAACUGCACGCAUCCCUCCUCCUCUUCCUCCUCCUCUUCCUCCUUCGUGGCAUCCUCAACAGGAAGCAUGCCUCCAGUGACCACAGCUCUCGACCCGGCUGCAAGCCAGUCCACCGCCAACAGCAUCUCCGCUGCCACGUGGGGCGGCAUUGCUGGCGGUGUUUGUGGAUUGGUAGUCCUUACCACGGCGGCGGUGGUUCUUGUGAAGCGAAGGCGAUGCGGCCGUACCAAGCACGCUGACAUUGGCAUCAACAACAUUGAAGCGCCGGGACAGCAUGAACCCCAAGUGUAUGACAACCCUGUCUUCCGUCCUUCCUCUGGCACGCUGACAUAUGACAACGUUCGGCCCACGCACGCCCAUGUCGUUCGAGGUACCCAUCAUUGGCGUGAGGAUACCUACGACAUCGGCAGCGCCAACGGUGAACGGAUUCGAGAUUCCCCGUGA
Messenger RNA from Salpingoeca rosetta, 2109 nucleotides. RefSeq lists its product as uncharacterized. The record is from RefSeq and is a predicted model, not a curated record. NCBI's taxonomy places the organism in Eukaryota, Choanoflagellata, Craspedida, Salpingoecidae. The transcript has 12 exons. The coding region runs from base 1 to 2109 and encodes 702 amino acids.